Molecule: messenger RNA, 747 nt
Organism: Insectozyma verbasci
Lineage: Eukaryota; Fungi; Ascomycota; Pichiomycetes; Serinales; Debaryomycetaceae
Source: the annotation of a GenBank genome assembly
AUGGAUUAUAAUAAAUUUAUACUAUUUGGUGAUUCAAUUACACAAUAUUCAACUCAACAAGCUGGUUAUACUCCAUUUUUAACUGAUAAAUAUGUUAGAAAAUUAGAUGUUUUGAAUAGAGGUUACGCAGGGUAUACUACAGAACAUGGAAGAUUAAUAUUACCAAAGAUAUUAGAAAUUGAAUCAAACAAAGAAAAGGAUAAUAUUAAAUUAAUUACAAUUUUUUUAGGUACUAAUGAUUGUUAUGAAAAUAAUAAUUGGAUUCAACCAACUAAAAUAGAAAGAACAAAAGAGAACAUUGAAUAUUUAAUUGAUUUAGCACUAAGUUAUAAUAUUAAACCAAUUGUAAUUGGACCAGGUUUACAUGAUUAUAAUUUAGUCAUUGAAAAAUCACAAGCUGUAAAAGCAACAAAUAAUAGAAGAAAUUUAGAAUAUUCUGAGGUCAUUAAAUCAGUUGCGAAGGCUAAGAAUGUUCCAUUUAUUGAUACAUGGAAUUUAAUGCUUCAAGAUUCAAAAUUCACAAAAGAGGAAAUAUUCGAGGAUCCACCAUUGGAAGAAUAUUUAAUUGAUGGAAUUCAUUAUACUACAAAAUCUUAUGUUCUAUUAACUAAAGAGAUUUAUAAAACUAUUGAAUAUAAUUAUCCUGAAUUAUUACCUGAGAAUUUACCAUUUAAAUUGAGUUACUGGAGAGAUAUAGAUCCAAAAAACUUAGAUACAAUUUUUACAAAUACUUAUAAACAAGAUUAA